AGUCGUCUGCCAGUCCUUUGUUGUACUCCACUUGGAGGGGAUGAUCGCUUGUAGCUAGUUAAAGAUUGUAAUCCUCGCCAAACUGACCCAGAGUCAGUCCUGUUUUCUGCAAUUAGUUUGAAUUCCUGGGUCAGGUUUGGGCACGAAUUGUUCAUUGUCCACCAUUUGCUUUUGUUCUGUAUCUUGAAGUGGACCUGGACCAUUUGCCCUUGAAGGCUGAGUAGCACCAUUACAAAGACGGGUAUAAAAUUACCAAGGACAGUGCCAACCCUGUGUGUGUGUGUGUGUGUGUGUGUGCGUGUGUGUGCGCGCGCCCCCGCCCGCCCGCGCAGAGGUGUCUAUUGACAUACAACAGUGCAUACGUGUAGAAUCCCCACGGACCUUUGCAUUGUAUGUCAAUAUUUUGUUACUACUAUCUGUCCCAUAAACUCAUACAGAUGAAUGUGAAACCAAGUGCAUAUUUCUCAGUUCUAGUUCUAACAAUGGCUUGUCAUAGUUGUUGGGUUUUUUUUCCCCAUUUGUUUUUUUUUUCUGUUGUUGUUUUUUUGUUUUGUUUUUGGUCGAGUUUGGCCGUUAGCUCAAGCAGAAAGGCAGAUCUGUAUCCCUUUCACAUCGGAACAGUUUUACUGUGUCACAGAGGACUUUUUAAGCUGCCGCUGUGGUUUCUUUGUAUUCUUAUGGAUAUUUAUUGAGAAUUAGUCAUUCAGUUGAACAGAGUUUUUAAAGGCGAGUGGAGAAAAAAAAAAGGAGAAAGUGAAAAAGUAACUCAAUAUUAUAGGAAAAGAAGACAACAAAAAAACAAAGCACUAGCUGUAAACAAGAUGAGGAAAGUAAAGCAUUAUAAAACUAGUACAAUGACGCAUUGGAUUUGAGUGUUGUAUGGGUCAGUAGUGCUACAACCCUGUGAGGGAAGGACAGGAGGGAAACAUGCAGGACAGGGGUUGUGGACAUGGCUGUAGAACAGAAGUGUGGUGGGAGUGGCUAUGUAAGUUCUGAACCUCUGUAGGACCAGAGUGUAAGUGAGGGCAUACCCAAUAAAUGGGCAUAGUUAUGUUAUUUGUCGCAGUGAGUGGCCGGCGUGGGUGUCUGCGGACAUAUGCAUGUGAAUUGACACCAUUUCGCAUGCACAAUGACCGUCAGAAGUGUCCUGUAAUUGUUGUGCCUGCACUGGGGGCUGAGGACCCCACCCCAAGGGUCGGGCCCAGGAGUCCACCUCAGAGCGGCCCGGUGGACAGGACACCUCCCGCACCGAGGCAUCCAGGGUGGUCCACAGGCGAACCUGAAAACCUGCCACCCGGAGGAGGCUUUAGGGACCCAAAGCCACCGCCUAGCCAACCCUCACCCCGCCCCCAGGAGAGCGAGAUGCCCCCCACAAACUGUCGUAGUAGUUGACUGUGACUGGAGUCGAUUGGCCAUGGACCCAUUUAGCCAGCUCAUCCUGACCAUCUCAGUUACCAGCUUUUUCACCUUCCAGUGGCUCUUCCACAAAGUCAGCCCCUGGGUGUCGACGCAUGUCAGCCCGGGCUUCCUUGGCCUCAGCGAAAAGCAGAAGGUGGAAUGGAACUCAAGGACAGUAUCGACUCUUCAUGCACUGUUGGUGGGAAUCUUCUGUCUUUACAUUUUGUUCUUUGAUGACUCCAUCAAUGAAGACCCAGUUUGGGGAGAUCCUACUCUAGUGAAGACUAAUGUUGCCAUCACAACAGGCUACCUCAUAUCUGAUCUGUUGCUAAUUUUUUACUAUUGGAAGGCGAUAGGAGACAAGUUUUUUGUAGUGCAUCAUCUGGCAGCAUUGUAUGCUUACUACUAUGUACUGGGCCAAGGCAUGUUGCCUUAUUUUGCUAACUUCCGUCUGCUCGCAGAGUUUUCUACUCCGUGUGUGAACCAGCGCUGGUUCUUUGAGGUUUUAGGUUACCCAAGGACCUCCCGACCCAACAUGGCAAACGGCGUGGCCAUGGCCGUGGUGUUCUUCACGGUGCGCGUGGCCGUCAUGCCCGUCUACUACAGCCGCAUGUAUGCCGUCUACGGCACCGAGGCCUUCUACGCGGUGCCCUACGGCGGACGCCUGGCGUGGAUCUGCUCCAGCAUCUGCUUGGACAUCAUGAACAUCAUGUGGAUGCACAAGAUCGCCCGCGGCUGCUACAAGGUGCUGCGGUCGGCGCGCCGGAGCAAAGCCGACGCGCCUCAUGAAAACGGGAAGGCCGACUAAUGCGAGGAAGCAGACUCGACUUGUUGGUAUGCUAACUCGUCAACUGGCGCCACUACAGGAGCGAAUGUAAUGAGGAGGAAAUGUUCUUAAAACUGGCACAGGUAUGAUGGCUCAUCUGACCCGGACCAUCUUCAAGCCAUGAAAUGACCUCUGAGCAAUACUUUUGUAUUGCUUAUGUUUUUUUUUUAUAUAUAUAUAAACCGGAAAAAAUGUACCACUUUCGUGACAGUGGAGCCCAAACUGAUAUAGUUUACAAACUUUGACACGCACAUACACUGGUCAAACAAUGGUCACUGGUCGAUGGUCAGUGCCAUUAAAUCCUUGAAGAGGAAGGUUCAACCUUUUUUCUUACCUAAAUCUUUUUAUCACGUCACUCUCAAGGGACACAAUAAGGAAGAAAGAAGACUAUGACUAAUCUAAUUAGGAAUUAAUCUGUUAUUUAAGAGACUCGUUGACUAAGUAGCCUUUUUAUUGGAAACGCAUGAGAUUUCACAGAUCCUGAAAUAUUAUGUUGCCUUGCUGGAGAUUCAGGCAUUUAAAGGUUUUUUUUUGUUUUGUUUUUUUUUUUUAAAUAUAAUGGGUGAAGUUUUCUAAUGAACAAGAUGCACAGAGUACUUUUGGAAAUGCCGAAAGGGAAACUGAAGGUCAAUGUUGUGUUUGUACGCUAACAUUACCGAAGGGUGAGAUGAGUCGAUUAGAAUGCACGUGCGCAAAGUAAUACACACGGAAUGACAGUCACAUGUUAAAAUUAAGAUGUUUUAUUCAAGAAGCAGCAUAUUAUUUUGUAUUUAUUACAUGGUAAAAAAAAAAAAAACUUUUAAAACAUUUAAAGUCCAGCACAGUUUUGCCACUGAGCUGCAGUGUUUUUAUGGUUUAAGUCAUCAAUUGCGAUUCUAAUUGUUUUCACGUUUAGCCUAACAAUUCCUAUUGGAAUACGCAACAUUUUGGAUGUAGUAGCUACUCUUUAAUCGUGAUUUUUUUUUUUUUUGUCUCUGAAAACUUUCUGUGACAUGAGUAAAUGACUGGAAGCAAGAGAAUCAAAAACAAGCGUUUUCUAUUAUUGAAAAAAAGAAACACACCUGGCUACGUCCUGCUUUUGUUGCCGUGUUUAAACAAUAUUUAAUAGCGCAGUUUUCUUUUUCAGAUGCCUGUCUCUUCAGUUUGUUUGUUUGCCUUCUCUGUUCGAAUGUUAACAGAGGCUUUGUGCUUUUGGUCUUUUAACAGUUUGAAAAAUCCAGAAGCCAUCAAUUUUGUGCUUUUUAUUUGAUUCUAUUUUUUUUGUGUGUACACAGCAGUGCCAAGUUGCAGCUUUGAUCACGUGUCUCCAUGCACGUGCUGCUUUGUAUUAUAUGUGUGAUUGGGCUCACCUGAAGUCCAGCAUUAGUGUGAAAACCAUCACUUAAGAGGUGCCCUGUUUCUGUUAAUAUACGCAGAUGGAAAGUCAUAUUUCUCAUCUUUUAUAUGAUGUCGGUCAGUAUUCUAAUGGAUCUAAAAGGAGCGUAUGAGGAAUACCGGUAGUCGUCUUGUGCAUGUGCUCGAACUGCAUGUGAUAUUGUAUGGGGAUUGCACAACAAAUGAUUGCGUUCUGUUAUCAUUGUUAUAGACACACGCAGACAAACAUGUUUACCUUCGCUACACAGAACAUCACACAGCAGAUGUUCAAUGUUUUUCAUAUGCAGCACUGAAAUCAUUAGCAAGGGAAUACUUGAAUAAUCAGCAGUUUAUGAUGAUGUAUAACAAUCUGGGUAGUGCAAAUACCAAUCAAUCCUGUAUGGAUCUUGCAUUAUAUGUUUUAAAUGAUCAGGGGAUAUUAAUCGGUGGGAAGGCCAUUCUGUCCUCGGUUCAAUAUUGCAUGGAGGAGAAAUGUCAGAGAGGGGUCAUGGGCAGGGGAAGGCUAAGAGACAUUCUGUGAAUGUAGUAUUGGGAAAAGAGAAAAUAUUGAGCAUUAUGUUUUAAUUUGUUCCUUAUAAUAAAUGACAAAUUGACUCGUA
Messenger RNA from Phyllopteryx taeniolatus (common seadragon), 4197 nucleotides. RefSeq names its product TLC domain containing 4a (gene tlcd4a). The coding region runs from base 1415 to 2206 and encodes 263 amino acids. Gene Ontology annotation, cellular component: endoplasmic reticulum; membrane. NCBI's taxonomy places the organism in Eukaryota, Metazoa, Chordata, Actinopteri, Syngnathiformes, Syngnathidae. The record is from RefSeq and is a predicted model, not a curated record. Gene Ontology annotation, biological process: lipid homeostasis. The transcript is spliced from 7 exons.